Messenger RNA from Cavia porcellus (domestic guinea pig), 2487 nucleotides. RefSeq names its product bromodomain containing 7 (gene Brd7). Gene Ontology annotation, biological process: regulation of transcription by RNA polymerase II. The record is from RefSeq and is a predicted model, not a curated record. Gene Ontology annotation, cellular component: nucleus. NCBI's taxonomy places the organism in Eukaryota, Metazoa, Chordata, Mammalia, Rodentia, Caviidae. Bases 239 to 2305 code for a protein of 688 amino acids. The transcript is spliced from 18 exons.
AGCCGCUCGCCGUUCAUCGCUUGCCUUCGCCGCUGCCGCCGCUGCCGGGCUACGGCAGCGUCUAGGGCGCGUGUUCUCCUAAGGAGCCUCGCGCCGCGGGGCGCGCGCCGUACCCCUGCCUCGCGGCGCUGGGUCUCGCGGGCCCCGCUCCCGCCCUCCUCUCGCCUGGCCCGGACCGGAAGCGGCGCCGCACGGCCUGGGCCUGGCGCGGGGGGCGGGCACCGGGGCCCGGUCGGAUAUGGGCAAGAAGCACAAGAAGCAUAAGUCGGACAGACACCUGUACGAGGGUGAGGAGCGCGCGGUAGAGCUGCGCGGCGUCAGGUCUCGAAACUAUGUGGAGAAGCCUUUGAAGUUGGUCCUGAAAGUGGGAGGGAACGAGGUCACCGAGUUAUCCACGGGUAGCUCUGGACACGACUCGAGUCUCUUCGAAGACAAAAACGAUCAUGAUAAACACAAAGACAGAAAGCGGAAAAAGAGGAAGAAAGGAGAGAAGCAGGUGCCUGGGGAGGAAAAAGGGAGAAAACGGAGACGAGUCAAGAUGAUAAAGAGGUCUGGAGAGAGUGAAAGCACUGCCAGAGAUCACGGUGUUUCAAGGAUGAAGCUAACUGAGGAUAAAAGAAAGCGAGAUCGAGAUCGUAUGGAGAAUGAGGCAGAAAAAGACUUUCAGUGUCACGCCCCUGUGAGAUUAGAUUUGCCUCCUGAGAAGCCUCUCACAAGCUCUUUAGCCAAACAAGAAGAAGUAGAACAGACACCCCUUCAAGAAGCUUUAAAUCAACUGAUGAGACAAUUGCAAAGAAAAGACCCAAGUGCUUUCUUUUCAUUUCCUGUGACUGAUUUUAUUGCUCCCGGCUACUCCAUGAUCAUUAAACACCCAAUGGAUUUUAGUACUAUGAAAGAAAAGAUCAAAAACAAUGAUUACCAGUCCAUAGAAGAAUUAAAGGAUAACUUCAAACUAAUGUGUACCAAUGCCAUGAUUUACAACAAACCAGAGACCAUUUAUUAUAAAGCUGCGAAGAAGCUUUUGCACUCAGGAAUGAAAAUUCUUAGCCAGGAAAGAAUUCAAAGCCUAAAGCAGAGCAUAGAGUUCAUGGCCGACUUACAGAAAACACGAAAACAGAAAGACAGAGCAGACACCUCCCAGAGCGGAGAGGACAGCAGCUGCUGGCCCCAGGAGCGAGACGACUCUGGAGACGCUGAAGCACAAGCUUUCAAAAGUCCCAACAAGGACAAUAAAAAGAAAGACAAAGAUGUGCUUGAAGAUAAAUGGAGAAGCAGCAACUCAGAAAGGGAGCAGGAGCAGAUUGAACGCGCUGUCCAGGAGUCAGGAGGAAAACUGACCCGUCGACCAGCCAACAGCCAGUGUGAAUUUGAAAGAAGAAAACCAGAUGGAACAACAACGCUUGGACUUCUACAUCCUGUGGAUCCCAUCAUAGGAGAACCAGGCUACUGUCCUGUGAGACUAGGGAUGACAACUGGAAGACUUCAGUCUGGAGUGAAUACCUUGCAGGGGUUUAAAGAAGAUAAAAGGAACAAAGUAACCCCAGUGUUAUACUUGAAUUAUGGGCCUUACAGUUCUUAUGCCCCACAUUAUGAUUCCACUUUUGCAAAUAUCAGCAAAGAUGAUUCUGAUUUAAUCUAUUCAACCUAUGGAGAAGACUCUGACCUUCCAAGUGACUUUAGUGUCCAUGAGUUUUUGGCAACAUGCCAAGAUUACCCAUAUGUUAUGGCAGAUAGUUUACUGGAUGUUUUGACAAAAGGAGGGCAUUCCAGGACCCUACAGGAGUUGGAGGCGUUAUCACCCGAAGAUGAAGGCCAGACCAGGACACUUGAUACAGCAAAAGAAGUAGAGAUUACAGAAGUGGAGCCAGCAGGGCAUUUGGACUCCAGCACUCAAGACAGGCUUACAGCACUGAGAGCAGUAACAAACUUUGGGGCUUCAGUUGAAGUUUUUGACUCUGAAGAGGCUGAAGUAUUCCAGAGGAAACUUGAUGAAACCACAAGAUUGCUCAGAGAGCUCCAGGAUGCACAGAACGAGCGGCUGAGCACCAGACCCCCUCCCAAUAUGAUCUGUCUUUUGGGUCCAUCAUACAGAGAAAUUCACCUUGCUGAACAAGUGACCAAUAAUCUUAAAGAACUUGCACAGCAAGUCACUCCAGGUGAUAUCGUAAGCAUGUAUGGAAUACGAAAAGCAAUGGGGAUUUCCAUUCCUUCACCCACCAUGGAAAACAACUUCGUAGAUCUAACAGAAGAUCUGGAAGAACCUAAGAAAACAGACGUUGCUGAGUGUGGACCUGAUGGGAGCUGAGGCCAACUGGUAUUUGAUUACAUAUUAUGUACAUAUUUUUUUAUUCUGAACUUGGAAAUGCUUUUCAAAAGAUAUUAACUAUUUGUAAAUUGUGUUUUUAAUUAAACUUUGGAACAAUCAACUUUAAUCUUCUAGAAAUUGGACCUCUAUUAGGUAAUAAAGGUGAACCUGGGACUCUUGAA